AGUUUCGAAAUUAGAACAGAAGGAAUCGCAAAAUGGUAAAGAAACAAGUAUAUCUAAAUUUUCAGUUAAUGCUAUCUCUACUGAAACGGAAAAUUCUAAUAAUGUAUCUUUAGAGGUGAUCUCUCGAAGUAAAAAUGCUCUGGAUGCUUCUGCAUCUGAAGAAUUAUGUAGUGAAAAAGUGAGACCAAAAGUCCCACUUGAGCAAAACAGCAAAUCGGUACUGAUACAGUCUGAAGAAACAAAAGUUUCGCAUGAUUAUAUA
Molecule: messenger RNA, 262 nt
Organism: Dentiscutata heterogama
Lineage: Eukaryota; Fungi; Glomeromycota; Glomeromycetes; Diversisporales; Gigasporaceae
Source: the annotation of a GenBank genome assembly